ACAGACAAACCCAAAGGAGAGCUACAGACUGCGCACACGACGGAGCGGGUGAUCCAGGACGUCUGAGGUCAGAGGCCGCAGGUCGUCAUCAUGGCAACGCUCAGCUCAGGAGUCUUCAGGUUCAACCGAUUCCAACUGCUCCUGAGCUGCAGUGUCCUCUUCGUCAUCAUCUACCUCCUUCAGGGCCGUAAACAGCCCCCCAGUGCCCCUCCCCCUGGGGUCUCUUUCUGGCAUGGAGUCCCACCCCCUUCACCCCACAGCCCCGCCCUCUCCCUCACCUCAUGGGGCGCUCCGGUGGUCUGGGCAGAGUCUUCGUUGGCAGCCGGACGCAGAUCUCGUUUCCUGGGCACACCCCUCCGUGUUGUUCUGGUGACGCUGGUGGUGGGAAACUACGCCCCCUACCUGCAGCGUUUCAUCUCUACAGCAGAGGAGCACUUUCUGGCGAGUCGCCCAGUGACCUACUACAUCCUGACAGACAACCCCCGUGUGCUGCAACCGCCCCCUCCUCUGCGCCCAGGCAAACAGCUCAGGGUGGUCCACAUUGCGGAGCUGCCUGGGUGGGAGCGGCUGUACCUGCGCCGCCUGCCCCUGCUGGCGGAGGCCAUGAGGGACAUGGUGGGAGAAGAGGGGGUGGAUUUUGUGUUCUGUGCAGAUGUGGACUUAGAGUUUGUGGGGGCAGUGGGGGAGGAGGUGCUAGACAAGCUGGUGGGUGUGGCUCAUGCAGAGUUUUAUGGUAAAACGCGCAGCGAGCUCCCGUAUGAGAGGGGGGAGUCUGUUGCCGCGGUGAUGGACGAGGAAGGGGAGUGGUACUACACCUCAGAGCUGUACGGUGGGACUCUGAGCGAGAUGCUUGGCCUCACCCAAAGGUGCUCUCUACUCCUGCUGCAGGACCAGGCCCAGGGGGUGAAGGCGUCAGCGAUGGAGGAGAGCUACCUGAACAGGUGCUUCAUAGACCACGCCCCCUCCUGCGUCUUGUCCCCUGAAUACAGUGGGGGAGGGGCGGAGCCAAGGGUCAGGUCCAGGAAGAGACACUGUCCAGAGAGAGAGAGCGACCUGUGCUGAAGGGAGUCCAGGUUUGGAUUGGGUUUAGACCUGUGCUGAAGCUGAUUUAGACCUGGUUUAAACACGGUUUAGACCAGGGUUAGAGUUGGUUUGGACCUGGUUUGGACCUGGUUUAGGUUUAGUCCUGGUUUAGUCCAGGCUCCUCUACAUUCUCUUCUGCUGCUGCACACUCACAUAAGCCGCCAUGAUUGUUUACAGACGGGAUGAGUUUCUCUGAUUGGUUGGUUCUCCAGCCAGUCCCACCCCAUGAAAAUCAGAGAACAUGAGAUAAGACAGAAUCCAGUCCUAGUCCUGCUUUAGCAUUGGUUCAGUCUCGGUUUAGACCUGUUUUAGUCCUGGUUUAGAUCUGUUUUAGUCUUGGUUUAGACAUGUUUUACACCUGUUUUAGUUUACUAGUAGUAAUCCUGUUAGUGGUAGUAGUUGUAGUAUAUUUAUUUUACAGCCUGGUAGAGACAGAGUUGCCAAAAUGAACCAUAUCAGAUUACUCAAAUGUGAAACUGUGUGCUAGAACUGAAAUCAAAAGGGCUUCAUUUCCAGGCUCUACCACCAGGGGAUGCUGUUUUAAUGUUACAGUAAGCAGUUUUUAAACAGGAGCAGAUGUUCUAUUCUCACAACGCCACAUCACCAGGACCAAGACCUGGUUUAGACCUGGUUUAGACCUGGUAUAGCUCUGGUUUAGUUCAAUUCUGGCAUAUUUACAUGCAAAUGUUUAUUAAUGUGCAUUGUCCCUGAAAUAAAUAAAUAAAUAAAUAAAUUUUAGACCUGGUUCAGAUCUGGUUCAGACCUGGUUUAUACCUGUUCAGACCUGGUUUAAACCUGGUUUAGACCUGGUUCAAACCUGGUUUAGACCUGGUUUAGACCUGGUUUAGACCCGGUUCAGACCUGGUGUAGACCCACUUCAGACCUGGUUUAGACCCGGUUCAGACCCAGUUCAGACCCAGUUCAGACCCACUUCAGACCCACUUCAGACCCGGUUCAGACCCGGUUUAGACCCGGUUUAGACCUGGUUCAGACUUGGUUUCUGUCCUCUUUAUUACAGGAUACAGAGUUCUCAGUUUUCAAAUGUAAAUAUUACUUUCAGUUUCACGUUUCAAACCUGCAGCUGUUUACAGACGUUUGUGCUUCAGUCAAAUCACAUGAUCAGAACCUGCUCUGGCAGAAAUAACAUUAAAGCUGAACUGUGUAACUUUUCUGGUCUAGGGUCCACCACCUGUUUGCCUCUGUGGGGAUGUUAUUACUUUGUCUGGAAGAUUUCAAAUAUGGCAUUAAACUUCAUUUUCAA
Molecule: messenger RNA, 2344 nt
Organism: Periophthalmus magnuspinnatus
Lineage: Eukaryota; Metazoa; Chordata; Actinopteri; Gobiiformes; Gobiidae
Product: globoside alpha-1,3-N-acetylgalactosaminyltransferase 1-like
Exons: 3
Coding region: 91-1062 (323 amino acids)
Biological process (GO): carbohydrate metabolic process
Cellular component (GO): membrane; Golgi apparatus; vesicle
Molecular function (GO): hexosyltransferase activity
Source: RefSeq, a predicted model, not a curated record